This is a messenger RNA of Amyelois transitella, 735 nucleotides long. RefSeq lists its product as uncharacterized. NCBI's taxonomy places the organism in Eukaryota, Metazoa, Arthropoda, Insecta, Lepidoptera, Pyralidae. The transcript has 3 exons. The record is from RefSeq and is a predicted model, not a curated record. Gene Ontology annotation, molecular function: DNA binding. Bases 1 to 735 code for a protein of 244 amino acids. Gene Ontology annotation, biological process: DNA integration; DNA transposition.
AUGCCCAAAAAAAGUAAAAUUACUAUUGAAAAUCGAGUGAAAAUUGCACUUUUACACGAACAAGGGCGAUCCCAGAAAGAAAUCGCCAAGUUGGUGAAAUGUUCGCGUUGCGCUGUACAGUCUGCCAUCAAAUGGUUUGCCGAGACCGGUACCCACGACGAGAAACCACGAGCAGGCCGAAAACGUGUGACAACGGAUCGCGAAGAUAGAAAAUUGGUUCGAGAGUCACUGAAAAAUAGGAAGAAAACUUCAUCCGCGCUUGCUGCUGCUUUGUCAGAUGAAGCUGGAAAGUCAAAAAGUUCGCGAACCGACAGAAGAAGACUCGGCGAAGCAGGCCUAAAAGGUUGCAAAGCCAGGAAGAAGCCUAGGCUGUAUUGUUUUUUCCUCAACCAGGUUUUUGGGACACCGGGUGUGACCUUUGUGAGGCGACGUAUGGGCGCAGAAUACCAUGCAGAUUGCGUUGUACAUACUGGCAAGCACGGCAGAGGUAGUAUUAUGAUCUGGGGCUGCAUGGCUGCCGAUGGCGUUGGUGAAAUGUUUGUUUGUGAAGGUCGUAUGAACAGUGAAAAAUGUUUGGCAAACCCAAGAGCACGGUAUGAAGUUCCUACGGUGUUACGGUACGUAGGAACUCUAUACCUCGCUAGUGGCAGUCACCAGGAUAUGUUCGUCUUCUGGAAUCUUCUAGCACCAUAUGAAGGCUUCGAUAAUGGUUUUAAUGGUUUAGUUUGGUUAUGA